Dendroctonus ponderosae (mountain pine beetle) is the source of this 234-nucleotide messenger RNA. RefSeq names its product transcription elongation factor SPT6-like. The record is from RefSeq and is a predicted model, not a curated record. NCBI's taxonomy places the organism in Eukaryota, Metazoa, Arthropoda, Insecta, Coleoptera, Curculionidae.
AGGUACUCCGAGAAGUGACAACGGUCGUAAUACUCCGCGAGGUGCCCCAACCCAACGAACGCCCCGUUUUGAUGAUGUCCACGAUGACUUGGAGCGAACGAAAAUGAAGAAUGUUGGCAAAAGCCCGAGAUCUAUGCGGUCUACUCCUCGAACAAACAUGUCACCUCACAGCAUGUCUCUAGGUGACGCUACUCCUUUAUACGACGAAAAUAUAUAAGAUUAUUUUAUAUCGUU